AUGGACAACCACGGCGAGGCUAUCAAGGCCGGCUCGGCCAGGCACCCGAUCGUGUCCCUCGAGAAGGGCCAGUUCUACAAGUAUGGCACUGCCGGUUUCCGCAUGAAGGCCGACCUGCUGGAGGGCAUCACAUUCCGCGUCGGCCUGCUCGCCUCCCUGCGCAGCCGCAAGCUGAACGGCCAGGCGAUCGGUGUUAUGAUCACCGCUAGCCACAACCCGGCCUCGGACAAUGGGGUCAAAAUCGUGGAUCCUCUGGGAGACAUGCUGGAGCAGGACUGGGAGCGCUACGCCACCGCCCUGGUCAACGCCCAGAGUGACGAUCAUCUCGUUGAGGUUUACAACAAGCUGGCUACCGAGCUGAAGAUCGACCUCACGGCUCCCUCGAAGGUCAUCUAUGGCCGUGACACGAGGCCCUCAGGACACAAGCUGGUCACGGCGCUCGUCAGUGGUCUGGAGGCCACCAAGAGCGAGCACGUCGACUUCAAGCUGCUCACAACCCCCCAGCUCCACUAUCUCGUACGGGCGACCAACAGCGACGGGACUCCGUUGGCAUACGGCAAGGUCAGCGAGGCCGGGUACUACGAGAAACUCGCCGAGGCUUUCGUUCGUGCCGUCAAGGGCAGGAGAAUCAACGGUACCCUAGUGGUGGACUGCGCCAACGGUAUUGGUGGGCCGAAGCUGUCCGAGUUCCUCAAGUACAUUCCCAAGGACAAGGUGAACUUUGACGUCAAGGUUGUCAAUGACGACGUUCUGCGGCCCGAGGUCCUCAACCUCGAUUGCGGUGCCGACUAUGUCAAGACGAAGCAAAGGGCUCCUCCCUCACCGAAACCGCAACCUGGCGUAAGGUGCUGCUCACUGGACGGUGACGCAGACCGGCUGAUCUAUUACUGGGUCGACCCGGAGAGCGGCUUCGUCAUGCUCGACGGCGACCGCAUCUCGUCGCUCGCCGCCUCCUUCAUCGGCGACUUGGUCGAGGGCGCCGGCUUGAAGAACGAUCUCCGCAUCGGCGUCGUCCAGACAGCCUACGCCAACGGUGCCAGCACGAACUACAUCACCCAGCACCUCAAGCUGCCCGUCAUCUGCACGCCGACCGGCGUCAAGCACCUCCACCAUGUCGCUCAGGGAUUCGACAUUGGAGUGUACUUCGAGGCCAACGGCCACGGCACGGUGCUCUUCUCGCCCGACGCGCUCAACGCCUUCCAGAACACGGAGCCCCAGUCGCCCGCGCAGAAGGACGCGCUCGACACGCUGGCCGCCCUCGGCGACCUGAUCAACCAGACGGUCGGCGACGCCAUCUCGGACAUGCUCCUGGUGGAGGUGAUCCUGGCGCACCGGAGCUGGACGCUGCGCGACUGGGCCAUGACCUACCAGGACCUGCCCAACCGGCUGGUGCGCGUCGAGGUGGGCAACAAGGACCUGUUCGAGACGACCGACGCCGAGCGGCGCCUGCUGCGGCCCGAGGGCGCCCAGGACGAGAUCGACCAGGAGGUCAAGAAGUACAAGGACGCACGCGCCUUUGCCCGCGCCAGCGGCACCGAGAACGCCUGCCGCGUCUACGCCGAGGCCGCCACCCGGUCCGAGGCCAACGAGCUCGCCGAGCGCGUCGCUCACAUCAUCGAGCGCUACGGGACCCAGUAG
Molecule: messenger RNA, 1638 nt
Organism: Chaetomium strumarium
Lineage: Eukaryota; Fungi; Ascomycota; Sordariomycetes; Sordariales; Chaetomiaceae
Exons: 2
Coding region: 1-1638 (545 amino acids)
Biological process (GO): carbohydrate metabolic process; UDP-N-acetylglucosamine biosynthetic process
Molecular function (GO): phosphoacetylglucosamine mutase activity; magnesium ion binding
Source: RefSeq, a predicted model, not a curated record